Hylaeus volcanicus is the source of this 675-nucleotide messenger RNA. RefSeq lists its product as uncharacterized. NCBI's taxonomy places the organism in Eukaryota, Metazoa, Arthropoda, Insecta, Hymenoptera, Colletidae. The record is from RefSeq and is a predicted model, not a curated record. The transcript has a single exon. The coding region runs from base 1 to 675 and encodes 224 amino acids.
AUGGACCGCGUUAAAUUCAUCGCUCAGAAGCGUACAACGCUUAAAGCGAGAUUAACGGCAUGGCAAAAUGCUCACGCACAAAGUCGAUUUGAUAAAGUCGGUCUUAAAUUACGUUUCGAUAGAAUCACGGAAUUAUUUCGAGCGUAUGAAGAAUUGCACGACGAACUUGCUAUACUCGAACCGGAAAAUGAAAUAUUAAAUGAGAUCGCGCGUCUGGUAAUGAAUAUGAACGAUGUAGAACCGUCGACAGUUCAGGUCGGAAACGUCAGUCUCGCGAGUUCGACUAUGAUCGAAAGACAACGGCGCGCCAAACUGCCGGUUACUGAAUUACCAAAGUUUGAUGGUAACAUACAAAAUUGGUUAUCGUAUAGAAAUUCCUUUUUAUCAAUGAUCGACACUCGCCCGGAUAUAUCCGAUUUAGAAAAGUUCAUUUAUCUGCGAGAUUCGUUGAGAGGAGAAGCACUUACUAAAGUCUCGGUACUCGACGUAAGCGCGGAUAAUUACAAGCUCGCGUGGGAUUUACUUAAGGAAAAUUACGAAAAGAAACGUAUAAUAAUAGUGCACAAACAUUUUGAUUGUAUUCUAGAUUUGCCGAAAUUAAGUAAACCUACAUACAAGGAUCUGUCGAAACUUGUCGACGAUGUACGACAACAUAUAAAUGUUCUAAAGCAUUAG